This is a messenger RNA of Rotaria sp. Silwood2, 1260 nucleotides long. The record is from the annotation of a GenBank genome assembly. NCBI's taxonomy places the organism in Eukaryota, Metazoa, Rotifera, Eurotatoria, Philodinida, Philodinidae.
CACACAGUGUGCAAAACACCUGUUUCAUUUCUUUUGAGUGUCGUUUGCGUAGUAUGUGACAUGUGACAGUAAUAUUCACUUGUUUCCUGUAACUAGUCAAUGUUUUAGACCUUCAGUUAUCAUAUCUUGGAACGAUGUUCCAUACUAGUAGAAUUUGCAUGUUUUCACUUCAACUUGAUACAAUCUCUUCAAACACGCUAUUGGAUUUAGUUUAUGAGUUAAAGUUUUACUCGAAAUUCAGUAUUUUUUUAAACAUCUCCUAUAGGCUAGCAGAGUUAACCGAUGUUUUGAAGACAAAUAUUCUUCAAUUUUGAUUUUAAUGACUUUAUUCUAAAAGAAUCUUAUUCAUUUUCAUAGAUUUAUAUCUCGAUGUGCCUCAUGAAAACAUUUUCUAUGAAUAGCGUUAAUCGGUUAAAAAUUCUGAUAUUAAAAAAUUCCAUUAAAGGCUCAUUUGUAAUACGAAUGAUUGGAAACGAUUAUCAUUACAACAGGACGUAAAAAACGAACUUUCAUCACUGAUGGUUAGUUAAAGAUUUGACACUCCUCGACAGAAGAAAAAUCAGCUUUUGGAAUAGGGAGCCUAUAACAAUGUUGUGAUACUCUCUUAGUUUCUAUCGAUUUUUAAACAUAUAUAGAAGAAGACGAAGUAUAACAAACACAGAUUAGCAUACCACAUAAAUCCAUCUGUGUAACGUAAGUGCCAAUUAAACUAUCAGAUCCUUUUUUGUAAAUUAAUAAUGUAUUUGUUGUAUUGUUUGCAAACAAUGCAUGUCAUUCUAUUAUACCCUGAACUAGUGAAAAAAGUUUGUAAGUUACAAAUAUAUUAUUCAAAGUCAAUUCCUCAAUAAAAUGUAUCUUUCUAGUUGAUUUUCAAAAAGGUCGAUUCGAGUGAUUGUCUUGAUCAUUGAAUUUGUUGUUGUUUUUAAACCAUCAUGCACCAAGACAUGCGGAAAGAAUAGUGGUUCCAAGUUACAAAACGCACUUGAAACCAAAGUAACACCGACUACCGUAGUUCUCACUGAUAUUCCAUUAGUUACUUCGACCGGAGAAGUCUGGGGAAUCAUCGUUUCUAUUCCAGUUGUUGGAGUUUUAUAUGUAUCAGCUAUAAGGGUUGUUACCAGUGCACCAGUGAUUCCAACAGUUGAUACCAGCCAAGCACCGGCAUCCUCAGCGGCUCCUGUAACAACACCGAUCAUAUUGCUACCUCCCACUACAACUGGUAAACAGACAAGGGAAAGAGAUAGAAUCAAAGUGAAUUAA